Drosophila arizonae is the source of this 2400-nucleotide messenger RNA. It is a transcript of the gene Ir87a, whose product is annotated as Ionotropic receptor 87a. The record is from RefSeq and is a predicted model, not a curated record. Gene Ontology annotation, molecular function: ligand-gated monoatomic ion channel activity. Gene Ontology annotation, cellular component: membrane. Lineage: Eukaryota; Metazoa; Arthropoda; Insecta; Diptera; Drosophilidae.
AUGUCAACGCCACAAUUACGAAUCUCUAAUGCUGGUUCCACUUAUGUGGCCCAGCUGCUGCUGCUGUCUCUACUGCUCCUCCAGCUAACAAUUCGCAGAGUUGACUCUCAUGGCUUUGGCCUCAACUUGAUGCAGGUGCCCAGCGAAGACAAGUCGCAGGUGGCAUGCGUCUCGGCGCUGUUGCGAAAGUAUUUCCACUCAGGCGAUGCACUCUCCGGCGCCGUGCUCUGCGUGGGCGUCACUCCGAGCACUCCCGAUAUAUUGGACCCGCUGAUGCUGGCGCUCAAUCAUCACCAGAGCUACACGUGGACGAUUCAAGUGACUCAUCCCCAGGAGACGCCAGAGUCAAUGUCCGAUUUACAGCUACUACAUGAGAAGCCGCAAUGCUAUUUCAUCAUUGUGGAGAACCUGGAUGAUGAAGAUCUGGAGGAGACAAUCGGCCACUGGCGUCGCAGGCUCAACUGGAAUCCGUUGGCACAGUUUGUAGUCUAUUUGGCGUCGAUAGAGGAGACGGAUGAGGAGUUGACCGACCUGAUGGUGGAGAUACUGCUCACCUUUAUUAGCAACAAGCUCUACAAUGUGAAUGUGCUGGGCCAGAGCGAGGAGAACAGCUUCUACUACUCCAAGACGGUGUUUCCGUAUCACCCGAAUAAUAAUUGUGGAAAUCGUGUGAUAGUCGUCGACCUCUUGGAUGCGUGCGGCUAUGAGGACACUGACAGUGAUAGCGAGGAUUACGAAGAUGAUGAAGAAGAAACGGGCUAUGAUGCGGAUAAUGCAGAUGAGGGCAAAGCAGUUACUGGAAGUUUGCCAGAAGCCGAAGAUGAUGAAUUUGUGGCCGAAACUAAUGCCGACUAUGGAACAGAUGAUGAAGUGACUAGGGAGGCAUUCGCCUUGGAAAACAGCGCUGAAAUCAAUAGCCUCAGUGAGUCAUCCAAUGCAACAGCUCGCGCUCAGCCAGAGGCCUCCAUUGAGGAAUACACUCGCGCUCUAUUCGAAGAUAAGUUCCCAAGUGACCUGAGCGGCUGUCCCAUUAGAGCCGCUUAUCGUGGUCCCUGGGAGCCAUACAUAUUUGUCAGUGCCGAAACAACUGCACCAGAGGUGGACUAUUAUGGCGCCGAGACGGCAGCCAACGAAAGCGAGCAGGCCUACGAAGAGAGCAUUGAUGACUAUAACCUGGAAAGCGACAGUCCAGAGAGCCAUGCAGCCGAGGAGACGGGCGACUUCAGCAAUCUGAAUGGCAUCGAGUUUCAGCUGGUGCAGACCAUAGCUCAGCGUCUGCACAUGAUCAUCGACUUCAAGAAGAAGAGCAGCAAUGUGUUUCAUCUGUUCAAUCUGCUGAUCGAGGGUCGCGUUGAAAUGAUUAUUGGCGGCAUCGGGGAGGAUCCCAGCACUAGCCAUUUUGUCUCCAGCUCCACGUCGUACCAUCAGGACGAUCUCACCUGGUGCGUGGCCAGGGCGAAGCGCAAGCACAGUCUCUUCAACUUCUUGGCCAGCUUCGAUGCGAGUGCCUGGUUCUUAAUAUUGUUCUUCAUUAUUUUUAGCUCGCUCGUUGCGCUGCUGACGGAGCACCUGUCCGUCUUUCAGCACAGUGAGCAGAACAACUAUGUAUCCAUCUGCCUGCGCAUGCUGGGCAUCCUGCUAACUCAGUCAAUUAAUGUGAACUCUCGACCUUUGUCUGUGGCACUGCGAUUGGUCUUUCUGAUGGGCUUCCUUUUGGCCUUCUUCUUUAGCAACACCUAUCAGAGUUUUCUGAUCAGCACACUGACCACGCCCACUACAGAGUCCCAGAUAAGCGAAAUGGGGGAGAUCUACAACCAACGCAUGACCAUUAUGGUCAGCUCUGAGAAUAUGCGACAUCUGAACAAGGAGGGCGAGAUCUUCCGCUACAUUCGCGAAAAGUUUGAGAUCUGCUAUAACCUUGUGGAAUGCCUCAACCAUGCUACGGAGAAUGAGCACCUGGCCGUGGUCGUCUCACGACAGCACGCCCUCUACAAUCCCCACAUAGAGCGGAAUAAACUCUACUGUUUCGACCGACGUGAAUCCCUCUAUGUCUAUCCGGUGACCAUGCUGCUGCCGAAGAAAUUCCAUUUGCUGCCCCACAUCAAUGCGGUGAUUCAGCAUGUCAUUGAGUCGGGCCACAUGCAGAAGUGGGCACGCGAUCUGGACAUGGUGCGCAUGAUACAGGAGAAGAUCGCCAGGGUCCAGGAGGAUGCCUUUAAACCCCUGACCCUGGAUGCAUUCCAGGGCGCCUUUGCCUUUGCCGGCAUUCUCCUGCUGCUGGCCAGCUUUAUGGUUGCCUUCGAGUGGCUCAUCUACUGGCUGGUGGUGCGGUGGCGCACGCGUCUCCGACCCAUACGCUUUUUGCACCGUCGCUUGGGCAAGCGGCAGCGCAAAAGUUAA